GAUGAAACCCAUAACUCAAUUAAUCGGAGCAAGCCAACAGACGUGCACAGGUACAUGUUCCCUCGACCACAUAUUUCCUAAAUAUCUCCCACACCCCCCACCUCAUUUAUCAUCUUCAUCAUACAUUAUGCAAAAUAUUACAUAUUGUACUAUAGGGCGAAGCAACCUAACUACUGUUACCCAUACAUCUCUAAAUAGCCCAGCAAUGAGCAUCAACCUCCUCAACCAGAGUGAUCGAGUUGCCCUAUAUAUAUCUUCUCUUCUUCUUCUUCUUCUUAGAUAUAUAUAGAAAGAGAGAGAGAAAUCAAGGGGAAGAAAUUUGGGUAAUGGGGAUGAAGAAGAUGAGUGCUGUGGUGGAGAUAGUAGGGUUGCUGUGCCUCUCCUGGAUGCUCUUCUGCAAUGGCUCCCGAGGGAGCAUUCGACUCUAUGACGGCUCCCAUGUGGGGAGUAGCAACAGCACCGGGAAGCACUUUGUACUGGUGCAUGGAGCGGCCCACGGAGCUUGGAUUUGGUUCAAGCUCCGGCCCAUGCUAGAGGCCGCCGGCCACAGGGUCACUGCCAUGGACAUGUCAGCGUCCGGCAUCGACAUCCAACCCAUCGAGGCUAUAUGCUCCACCGACCAGUACACCCAACCAUUGCUGAAUUUCCUUGAGGUCCUGCCCGACGGAGAGAAGGUUGUGCUCGUCGGAGACAGCAUGGGCGGCAUCAAUGCUGCCAUCGCCAUGGACGCGUACCCCAAUAAGAUUGCCGUCACCGUCUUCCUCAACGCCUUCAUGCCGGACACCACCCACCCGCCCUCUUAUGUCAUUGAAAAGUAUUUCGAGAUUUACGACGAUUGGAUAGACUCGGUCUCCUCCUGGUUUCUCUGUGGCGAGAAAAACAUAUCCACCACGAAGAUAGGCCCCAUGUACAUCGACACCAACCUCUAUCAACUUGGCUCUGACGAGGAUCGAGCAUUGGCGAAGAAGCUGUUGAGGCCGGCGUCGUUUUUCGAAGCGGACUUGAAGGUGCGAAAAUGGUUUACGAACGAGAGCUAUGGAUCGAUUCCGAGGACUUUUAUCUUCAGCAAGUAUGACAGAGCAAUUCCACCGAAGUUUUUUCUCUGGGAGAUUGAGAACUUUGGGGUUGAUAAGUACUAUGAAGUUGACGGCGACCAUUUGGUGGCGGUCACGAACCCGGCGGCGGCGCUCGGACCGCUGUUGGAGAUUGCGGAUGAAUACGCUUAAGUUUGAAUGUAAUUUAAGAGCUUAUGGACGGGCAUAUGUGAGUGGGAAGUAGUUGGAAUAAUGUUAUGUGGUCAUUUGGAGGAGAGAGUACCGUUGCUCCCUUUGUUUUAUGCCGUGUUUGAUUUGAAAUAAAUUGGUUUUGUGCCUGCCUAA
Molecule: messenger RNA, 1379 nt
Organism: Malania oleifera
Lineage: Eukaryota; Viridiplantae; Streptophyta; Magnoliopsida; Santalales; Ximeniaceae
Product: alpha-hydroxynitrile lyase-like
Exons: 3
Coding region: 327-1226 (299 amino acids)
Biological process (GO): salicylic acid metabolic process; jasmonic acid metabolic process
Molecular function (GO): methyl indole-3-acetate esterase activity; methyl jasmonate esterase activity; methyl salicylate esterase activity
Source: RefSeq, a predicted model, not a curated record